Messenger RNA from Aspergillus heteromorphus CBS 117.55, 1398 nucleotides. RefSeq lists its product as uncharacterized. The coding region runs from base 1 to 1398 and encodes 465 amino acids. Lineage: Eukaryota; Fungi; Ascomycota; Eurotiomycetes; Eurotiales; Aspergillaceae. The transcript has 2 exons. The record is from RefSeq and is a predicted model, not a curated record.
AUGAUCGAGUCCAGCUCCUCCUCCUCCUCCACGGCCUCCGAGCCUAUCCAGGAGAAGAAGGACACGAAAGGGGUCGACAUCAUCUUCGAUGAACCCACUGACACUGGUGCAAUGGCCGAAGAGAAAGCCGAGGAGAUCAUCGAGGCUGACAACGAGCGGAUUGAGCAGCUGAUGGCCGAACUUACCAAGGGCUUCGAUCCGAGCAAAUUCGCGGAAGACGUGUCGAACUCGCUCCCCAAGAUUCUGGAAGAUGCCUUCCCUGGCUCAUUUCAGCAUCUUUUGAGCUUGUUGCUUGAGAGCGAUGACAAAAUGCAUGAUACUCAGGUGAAACUCGAGAGAUGGCUCCUAGACCGUUACCCCCAGGUUCUCAACAAAGUCGUCCAGCGCGAGGAGAUUAAUAUUUCCGAUGAGACAUACUUUGGGGCGGAAAUCGAGACUCUGAGAAAGUUGGUGGAACCUCUUCGUGACUGGUCCAAACAGGUCUUCUGGCUUAACUACCGACGUGCAAGUCCUGCCAAAGCUCGCCAGCACCUUGAAGCAUCCGUCCUGGCAAUCGAGCUGUUCAAGGGCCAUAUUGCAACCGCGAUGGAAAAGGAUACAGAGGACCGGAUGAUCUACAACCCUCUCCCCAUCUCCGUUGAACGCACUACCCUAACCAGCCUGAAGCAGCUUCGUAUCGACGCAUGCAAGACUUCGCUUUCCUGGGACGGCUACAUGGACUCUGAUAUCGUCCUCACCAGAUUCUUCCAUGCCUACAAGGAGCUCACUUGUCAGGUGCGUCCGGAGAAAGCACGCGAAUGGGGAUGGCUUCCACCCGAGGACCUCGAGGCGCCGCUCCCCUCCGCACCCAAGGCACGUAAAGGCGAUCUCACCAUGUGGCCCUUCAAGCAUGCCAAAAAAGGAGCCCUCGAUAUGCUGCUCAAGACCGCGCUUUGGCUUGCAAUGGCGAGAGGCCUCCCAGCCGUCCACCUGUACUGUGACGUUGCCAGACUCUUCACCACCCAUCUGCCCAGCAAAACGGCCAAUGAGGCAUACAUUCGAUUCUUGCGUCAUCUAGCCCAGAUCCGCGUCUCGAUGGAUUCAAUCAGGUCCGCGCCCCCCACGCCCAUUCCUUACAAGUCCGAACCCAUCAUCACCUCCAACUACGAUUUCUACGACGACGUGUUCAAGUGCGACAGAAGCCUCACGACCGACCUGAUGACAAACCUGACUCUCUACAACAUGACCACGGCCAAAGAAAUCAGGCGCGCCACCGCCCGUCCCAUCGUGAUGUCUGCCCGCAAGAGAGCCCAGAUGAUCGAAAAGGCUUGUGCUGUUGAGGAGAAUAAAUACAACGAAGAUUGGCCUCAGACUGAUUCGGCAAGUGGCUCUCCCUUCUCGAUGAAUCACAUCAGCUAA